Messenger RNA from Aedes albopictus (Asian tiger mosquito), 2505 nucleotides. RefSeq lists its product as uncharacterized. The record is from RefSeq and is a predicted model, not a curated record. NCBI's taxonomy places the organism in Eukaryota, Metazoa, Arthropoda, Insecta, Diptera, Culicidae. The coding region runs from base 1130 to 2500 and encodes 456 amino acids. The transcript has 4 exons.
UCCGGGGAAAUGUAACUAUGUGGCCGAAUAAAACACUUCACACCCGGACAUUACGAUAAUAAAAACAUGCACAUUUAUUUACAAACUAUGUACACAAAUUACACAACAUUACAAUUAAUCACAACAUAUUAAAAGUAACACCGCGGAGAGCGCGCGCGGGCAGCAUCUGGCUGCUGCUGCAGAUGAUGGCGUUCUGCUGUUCUGUAUGUUCGUCAUCGUCGUCGUCGGCGGCGGCGGCCGUCGUCGUCUAUCCAUCGUUGUGAUAGACACGAGCCGAGCCGAUCAUGGGGUACACGAAUGCUCGUUCACAACAUCUCCCCCUUUUAAGAUGACGAACAUGAAAUCAAGAGACACUUCUUCAUGCGACGAAGAAAGUCUUGACCAAACAGGAUGCAUCCAAUUACUCUGUACACAUUCGCAAUCCAAACCGGGCUGAUGCAGAAGGACGCUGGCUGUGUGGCAUCCGACUUCUGCAUGGCUGCUUGAUCCGAAUCGUGUUGACGCAUAACGGGGAGCAAACGACUUCAGGAACGAAUCGUGCUGCCAUUGGAGGACACGGCCAACAGUGUACCACUCCUGAUGGACGUUGAUUGCCAGUUCCUUUGGCCAAUGCUGAAGGGAAUCUCCAUCCUGCGAAUCGAACCGAGCUGCCAUGGGAGGACGCUGACUGUGCGUUCGGGCUCCCACUGGACUUACACUGGGUUGCCAAAUUCGGUGAUGGCGUUGGAUGAUGGGGAUGAAUGAUCAUCAUUCGGAAGCAAACCCGUGCUCCUGCAGGAGGACAUUAGCGUUGUCCGACUCCUGCCAGGUUCUGCUGUGCGACGAUGAUGAUGCCAAUUCGUCCAUCUUCCCUCCCGCGUAGGAUCCGUUGAGUCGGUAGUGCGCUUUCACAACCGACUGCUAAAUCUCGUCGCCACUUUCAUAUCCGGGGAAAUGUAACUAUGUGGCCGAAUAAAACACUUCACACCCGGACAUUACGAUAAUAAAAACAUGCACAUUUAUUUACAAACUAUGUACACAAAUUACACAACAUUACAAUUAAUCACAACAUAUUAAAAGUAACACCGCGGAGAGCGCGCGCGGGCAGCAUCUGGCUGCUGCUGCAGAUGAUGGCGUUCUGCUGUUCUGUAUGUUCGUCAUCGUCGUCGUCGGCGGCGGCGGCCGUCGUCGUCUAUCCAUCGUUGUGAUAGACACGAGCCGAGCCGAUCAUGGGGUACACGAAUGCUCGUUCACAACAUCGACAAUAACCGCUGAUGAGCUGGAAGAAGCUUUACAACGCACCUGUUUAAGCGAAGGCUACGUGUGGAACACAAAACAAAUUUUUGAUCGCAUAUAUCAGUGGCAACAGAAAAAUGUAAGUGUUUAUUUUCUGCAUGAUAAUUAUUUUGCUAAGAAUAUUUACAUUAUCUAUUCAAUGCAGCAACUUGCGCUUCAAACAUUACCGAAACACGAGCAGAUCCCUGCGGAUGAACGUCAGGAUUUGACAGGAGAAACUGCCGCCUCUCGGAUCGAAGCAUCUGAUCCGCUUCCGUUGCCAGAAAAAUCGAUUGAAUUUGUAAAAAUCAGUGACGGCCAAGAGAAAGUAGAAACCUCGGAUAGAUCGUGUUCCUUCGAUGCCGGUUGCAGUUACCGCAAGUCUGACCAGAUUCUAUUAACUGAGUCUGUGAUCGGGCCCAGCCGUUCUACCCUCCUUCGGCUGGUCAGUCAGGAGAUAACCGCAGCGGAACAACCAACGCAGAGCAGCAGUCUACAGGAUCCGACAUUUACACUGUUGGUGAAUGCUCCAGAAGACGGCGAGUUUCUAAGUGAUGCCACGAACACCGGACAGCUUUUCAACAACCUCGAUACUGAUGACGGCGGCGGCCACGGUACUGGGCAGGCUUUGGUGAGUACCCAAGUCAGUGUUAAGUCUGAAACAAUAUACCCGGAACGGACACUAAUCACCCAAAGCCAACACCCAUCUCAAUAUCAGACAUCCUUGCUGAGCAGCACUUCGCAAGAUUCGGCGAUUUUGCUGUUUGUAAAAGCUCCGGGGAGCGCCGCAUCUCCAGACCAAUCCAGACAGCUUCUUAGCAACCUCGAGUCAGACGACUGCAGUGGCCACGGGUCCGAUCAGGCAUUGGAGGGUACGAAUUCUAUCCAAUCGAGCAUCAAGGUUCAGGAAGCACUUGUCCGAAAAACAUCCGUGCUGUCGAGCAAUGCUCCAGGAGGCUCUGUAUCGUUGAAGGACAUCACAAAUAUAAAACAACACUCGAGUGAUCAAAAUGCUGCCGGAUGUAGUGGUAGCGGUAGUGGAUUGGGCGUAGUUGACGAGAAUUUAGUCGGGCGGAAAUUGUUCAGUCCGUCAGCACUGUUGGAAAUAUCGCACAGUGGACAACUUCAACAGCGGACGGAAAAUCAACGGCGAACGGAAUUCACGGACCGGGACGAAAGCAAAACACCGGUGUACUUUCUAACAGUACUCGAACGACUAAUUUAUUCACAAUCAAUAUUUACAUAAACAAU